Messenger RNA from Branchiostoma belcheri (Belcher's lancelet), 2842 nucleotides. RefSeq names its product prokineticin receptor 2-like. Gene Ontology annotation, molecular function: neuropeptide receptor activity. The coding region runs from base 548 to 1819 and encodes 423 amino acids. Gene Ontology annotation, cellular component: membrane. The record is from RefSeq and is a predicted model, not a curated record. The transcript has 4 exons. NCBI's taxonomy places the organism in Eukaryota, Metazoa, Chordata, Leptocardii, Amphioxiformes, Branchiostomatidae. Gene Ontology annotation, biological process: neuropeptide signaling pathway.
AAAGCUGUGAGGAUGAAUGGCGUUCACUAGCUGACCGUGGAGCGUUCACAGAGUCUUGUCAGUUCAUGUCAGUUACUGAGUGCAUUUCAGCGUACACAAAGAACAGCAAGGCAAGGCGGCACCAUCAGGAUUGGCUGCUGCAGCGCCAUUGCACACAGUAGCUCCGCCAAUGACGAGAUAUCCUCAGGAGACGCUAUAGUUUGAACUGGCCGGGUUUGCAGAAUUGGUCACGUAGCGGGAGUCUGUGGGCGCAGUAAGCUGACAGCUGCAUGCAGCACUGCCUCAUUUCUUUGAAGAACGUCAGCGGCGAUGAGGCAUCGUGCAGAAGGAGCUGCUGCUCGUCCCUGCACUGCGUUUGCAAGAUAUGUUAGCGACCGGAGAGCACGGGAAGUGACAAUGGUACCUUUUACCUUGCCGGAAAUGGUCAACAGCCGGAUCGGAAGCUCACUGAGCAUGUAAUCGCCAUCACAGAGUUCCGGUACGUCAUCACGAUUAGCGGACUUCAAACAGUGUCGUCCUGAAAAUGUGACAUUUAUUACCUGAGACCAUGAGUACCGUCGUACAAGACGGAAGCGGUGACUCAGCCGAACUCUGGCUCCCACGAGUUACCAUGUCUGGGCCCGUCCAGGGCGGACCCGUGGACGUUACCGAGGCAAUCCUCCAUAUGUUCAACGGCAGCAAUGUCAGUGACGUGGACUGGUACCAGGACAUUGACGCCAACAUGGGGAUCACCUCCCAGGCCCCAGACAUCGCCGUGGUCGCGCUCGGCAUGGUCUACUCCGUGUUCAUCCUGGUGUGCGGACUGGGUAACCUGGUCCUGGCGGCGGCCAUCUUCCGCUACAUGAGGCUGAGAACCACGGUGGACACGCUGAUAGGGAACCUCGCACUCUGCAACAGCGUGGUGGCCAUACUGUGCACCCCGUUCGAACUCGGCUACUAUGUGGCGAACGUGGGGUCGUGGCACUACGGCGCCGCUCUGUGCAGCGUGGUCAACUUCAUCAAGAUACUGGCCUUGAACCUCACCUCGUUUGUCCUACUGGCCAUAGCAUUUGAGAGAUUCCUAGUGAUUGCGAAGUCCAAGAAGCUGCAGCGGAAUCGGAACCAUUCUCUGUUGCCGCUGGCCUUCGUGUGGACCGCAGCGCUAUCCCUGGCCUCUCCGGGUGGCCACUUCGCCACCACGCUGUCCCUACCCGACAGCCCGGGCACGGUGUGCGGAGUGAGGUGGUUCAGCGACAACGGGGAGUCCGCCAUGGCCUACCACAUCAGCAUGGCCCUGCUGGGGUUCGUCCUGCCUGUGCUCGCCCAGGUCGCUCUCCACUCCUUCGUCGCGUUCAAAAUCCUCCACAGAGAGUUCCCCGGGCACAAGAACACUUCCCAUCGUACCAUGCGGCUCAAGUCCCGCCGCAAGAUGACCCGGAUGCUGCUGAUGUUCUGCGUGUAUUUCCUCUGCAUCGGUCCGUUCUACGUGGUCCCCAUGGUGCGGGAGGUGUCCAGCGAGGCUAAGAAGGUGAUCGACUCGUACGCAUCCGUCGUGUACGUGUUGGAAGGACUGGCUUCCAUCCACGGAGUCCUGAACACGGUGGUCUACAUCGCCUUCCACGACGCCAUCGUCAUGACCCUGAGACGUAUGUUCCGGGACUUGAGAAUGACAUUGACAGGACAGAAGGGGAACGGGGAAGCUUUGGAGCUCUAUGGCUACCCCAGAAGGGGCACCAUGUCCAAAUCACACGGGCACGGGCAGUCUACACACGCCACCCCUCUCUCUCCUGUCUCCCCCGUAUCUAUGACCUUCCCCCAUGAAGAGGUGACUUGCGUGUAGCAAGGAACACUUCGACAUUUUCAGAUGAGAUUAAACAUUCCUAGAACAAUAUAUCCUUGACUCUUCAAAGAUGUUAAGCGAAAUGGUCUGAAAGACAAACAGAUAAAUAUGUGCAAUAUUAUCAUGCUUGUUUUGGUCAAUGACAGACAAAAGUAUGUGUUUAAGGACGUAGGAGUUUAUAAAGCUAUAGGAGAUAUACUUCAGGCUUUUAGAAAGCCGCAUGUGAUCGGAGCCAUAUAAAGGAUAUUUCCAGCAGCAGUUGUGAACGAAAAAAACAUUAUCUCCCUCCUUUACGUGCAAUCAGACGUUAUGCCAAACGCUUAAAUAACGGAUCAGUUCCUGUAACCGCCGAAUGAACCACAGAAUCAUCAGGGUGGAACUUUGAAGUUGUUUUAUGUUUGGCUUUGUAAGUUUUCAAACCGGUUGAAAUCAUCCGUAGCACUCAAAAAUUCGUUUGAUAUCAUUUAAUCAUGCAGCCGUCCGUCCCUACCAACUGUUAGGACAGUGAAAUGCGGCCAUCACGAGGCUUAAAAAUACAUUGAGAUAAUUGCGUUCUUCUUUGAUCUUAUGUAAGCUGACAUCCACGCCAUUUAGAGCCAGAUGGUUCCGCUGUCAAAGGAACGUUUGAUUGAACAGAUCUGGCAGGCACCGAUGCCUAUAGCCUGUUUCUUUUCAUUCCAGUCACUGGAAAAUAUAGUAGUUGACGGAAAGGCCAUUCCUUAUUAGCUCCUUAACUAACACAUUGUCCCUAGCGAGCUACCGCCAGUGGCCUCACAUGGUAGUACACGUGUUCUCACUGCACACACAACAUUUCCAUAGCCGGCACUUAAAACCACUUCUUAUCACUUAACUCUGUAGAAGCCAUAAUGUCUUACGAACUCAGACUGAGUCACGACGUAAGAGUGGUAACAUGUAAGAGGAGUUUGGAACCGCAGCAAUGCCAGAUGCUACUGUAAAGCAUAUCCUGAUCCUGAACUUUGCAGUGUGCUUGUUUUGUCGCGGAGCAUGGAGCUUACACAUGUG